Molecule: messenger RNA, 318 nt
Organism: Fusarium keratoplasticum
Lineage: Eukaryota; Fungi; Ascomycota; Sordariomycetes; Hypocreales; Nectriaceae
Product: Splicing factor subunit
Exons: 3
Coding region: 64-318 (84 amino acids)
Biological process (GO): mRNA splicing, via spliceosome
Cellular component (GO): precatalytic spliceosome; U2 snRNP
Source: RefSeq, a predicted model, not a curated record
CAUCACCAUCAACGCCUUGCGCAUCCCCACGAAUACCCUCAUAGCACAUCCAAUCUCGCAAAAAUGGCCGACAAGCUCCGCACCCAGCAAGAACUCGAGCGCCUCCAGGCAAAGUACAUCGGCACCGGCCACCCGGACACGACGAGCUGGGAGUGGCGGACCAACAUCCAGCGCGACACGUACUCUUCCAUCGCCGGCCACCGACCGCUCCUCUCGUACAUUGCGCUCGCCGAGAACGAACCCCUCGCCAAGGUCCGCGCCCAGAUGAUCCGAAAAAUGGUGCAGCCUUGCGGACCACCACCACAGCGCGAAGAUUAA